This is a messenger RNA of Syzygium oleosum, 1284 nucleotides long. Its product is annotated as glutathione S-transferase 2-like. Gene Ontology annotation, biological process: glutathione metabolic process; L-phenylalanine catabolic process. The record is from RefSeq and is a predicted model, not a curated record. Bases 252 to 935 code for a protein of 227 amino acids. The transcript is spliced from 10 exons. Lineage: Eukaryota; Viridiplantae; Streptophyta; Magnoliopsida; Myrtales; Myrtaceae. Gene Ontology annotation, molecular function: glutathione transferase activity; maleylacetoacetate isomerase activity. Gene Ontology annotation, cellular component: cytoplasm.
AAAUACGGGCUCUGGCAAAUCGAAUUAAAAACAGACCAUCUCUGUUCUGUUCUGUCUCUGGUUGAGCUGGAGCUCGCCGUACUCUGCACGGACCAUUGCUUGACGUGUGGACGAAUCCAUUCAAAGCUAUAUCCUCCAUUACUAGACCUCCAUGUGAUCGUGUGGAGUUAGUGAUUUAUCUACAAGACGAGACCCUGAAACCAAGAACUCUCUGCUUCACCAUCGUCACCUUGAUCACCCCUCUGAAUCUCAUGGACACCCAGAAUCAGGAGAGAGCUGCUGAGUCAGUCGAACCCCCAAAGCUCGUUUUGUAUUCCAAUUGGCAGAGUUCUUGUUCUUGGCGCGUGCGCUUCGCGCUGAGCCUUAAAGGGAUCUCAUAUGAGUAUAAAGCGGUGGAUCUCAGGAAACAAGAGCACUAUACUGCUGAAUUUGAGAAGUUAAAUCCCAUGCACUUCGUUCCGGUAUUAGUCGAUGGAGAUAUCGCGGUUUCAGAUUCUUUUGCAAUUUUGCUGUAUUUGGAAGAAAAGUAUCCUGAGAGGGCAUUGUUACCUCGUGAUCCUCGAUUGAAAGCACUUAACCUCCAGGCUGCAAGUAUAAUCAGUUCUAGCGUACAACCUCUUCAGAUGCUGAAUGUGCUGAAGUACAUUGAGGAGAAAGCUGGCCCUGAAGAGAGGCUAUCAUGGGCUCAAUAUGCAAUAGAGAGAGGUUUCCAAGCUCUCGAGAAGUUGCUUGAAAAUGUUGCGACCAGAUAUGCCACCGGAGAUGAAAUGUGCUUGGCUGAUGUGUUUUUGGCCCCACAAAUAGCUACUUCAACCUCGAGAUUUCACAUUGACAUGGCCAAGUUCCCUACUUUGAGGAGGAUACACGAAUCGUACAAGACUCUGCCUGAAUACGAAGCAUCGUUACCGGAAAGUCAACCUGAUGCCACGAGCUGACCUGGGUAUCUCCUUCCCAAUCUCAAAGUUGGAAGCCGAAGAGUCUCGGUAUCAGGCGUCAUCUCUGCGAUGACGCUCAUUCUCUCGCUUUCCAUUGCACUGUCUGUGCCAUGGCAUGUGAGUUUGACUGUAAUCAUGUGUAAUAGUGACUUCCCAUUUUAUUAUGCUUCAUGGGUACGUAUGCUUAUGACCCCCUUGCUGGUGGUGCUUGUCCUUACGUUUUUGGUUGGUCGCCAGCCCAUGUUUAUUGGUUUUCUUUCGAAUUCUCGUCAAGUUGCUACUCUAAGUAAGACAGGGUUGUAUCGUUUCUUUAUCAAAUGUCGGGAUCUACUCUGAAAUUUGCUGUCAA